Molecule: messenger RNA, 1273 nt
Organism: Punctularia strigosozonata HHB-11173 SS5
Lineage: Eukaryota; Fungi; Basidiomycota; Agaricomycetes; Corticiales; Punctulariaceae
Product: Arginase/deacetylase
Exons: 11
Coding region: 7-1206 (399 amino acids)
Molecular function (GO): metal ion binding; agmatinase activity
Source: RefSeq, a predicted model, not a curated record
GUCGUCAUGUUGUGCAUCCUGAGCGCCGUCUCUCUGCUCCUCUCGACGCAGCAAGCGGUGGCUGCGACCAGCGGGCAGGUUCCAGUUCGCGCAGAGAGCCGCCACGGUGGCUCUAGCCACGGGACGAACUUCGCGAACGUGUUCUCGAAUGGCGACCCCAGGCAGUCGAUGAGCCAGGCGUGGUCGCAGGACUCGUGGGGCUUGCUCACUUUUGCGCGCUCGACGCCGUCGAGGUGUUGGGGUGCAGAUGCAAACGUGCCGUACGAUGUCGCCGUCAUAGGCGCUCCAUUCGACACCGCGACUUCUUUUCGUCCGGGAGCGCGCUUCGGUCCCAAUGGCAUUCGCCAAGGAGCCCGUCGCAUUGGGAUAGAAAGGAUCAAUGUACCUCACAAGACUCGCGUCAGCGACUUCCUUGACGUGGUCGAUUGCGGAGACGUCCCUAUGGUCUUCGUUGACAACAAGGUCGCUCUGCGCCAACUUGAGCUUGCCAACAAGGACCUCCUUGGACAUGAGGCGGCGCGAUCAUUUGCUGGACAGAGCUUAGCGCUUGAUGGCAAGUUCCACCCACGUGUUUUGACGCUGGGUGGUGAUCACACCAUUACGCUUCCGCUUCUCCGCGGCGUUGCCGAGAUCUAUGGGCCUGUCAGCGUCAUCCACUUCGACAGUCACUUGGAUACUUGGAAGCCCCGCAACGUUACCGGCGGUCCCUGGCUUCCGGAUGAGGAGGUACCGGUGACGCACGGCAGCUACUUCUGGUAUGCUGCUCAGGAGGGUCUCCUGGCCCCGAACAACUCAAACAUUCACGUCGGUAUUCGUGGCGCCCUCGGCAGCUGGGACGACUACGAGAACGACUGGGAAGUCGGUUUCCACAUCUCUCAUGCCGAGGACAUAGAGGAGGUCGGCUACAAAGGCAUCGUCCAGAAGAUCCGGGACGUCGUUGGUGACAACCCAGUCUACAUCACUCUUGACAUCGAUGUCAUCGACCCGGGAAUGGCUCCUGCUACCGGAACGCCCGAGAUCGGUGGAUUCACGACGCGAGAGAUCAAGAAAAUCCUCAAAGGUCUCGACGGCCUCAAGAUCGUUGGCGCGGACAUUGUAGAGGUUGCUCCUGAUUACGACACGCAGGCCGAGCUCACGCAAAUCGCCGCGGCGAACAUAGGAUGGGACAUCUUGGCCCUCAUGGCCAAGACACCGCUCACUGUCUGAGGCUUGAGCAGUAUACUUGGAUUAUACGGUAGAGCAGUUUGUCGUAGCUAGGGAAUGCAGACAUUUC